Messenger RNA from Polyodon spathula (Mississippi paddlefish), 738 nucleotides. Its product is annotated as ornithine decarboxylase antizyme 1-like. The transcript has 4 exons. The coding region runs from base 1 to 393 and encodes 130 amino acids. Gene Ontology annotation, molecular function: ornithine decarboxylase inhibitor activity. Gene Ontology annotation, biological process: positive regulation of protein catabolic process. Gene Ontology annotation, cellular component: cytoplasm; nucleus. Lineage: Eukaryota; Metazoa; Chordata; Actinopteri; Acipenseriformes; Polyodontidae. The record is from RefSeq and is a predicted model, not a curated record.
AUGGGAGAUAAUCGGCUGAUCGUGACUGAAGAGCCUUCUACCAGCAGGACUAGAAUUCUCCAGGUCCAGUCCAGGCUCACAGACUCCAGAAAGGUCAGCUGGAGAGCAGUGCUCAAUAACAGGAACGUCUACAUCGAAAUCCCAGGGGGGGCGCUCCCAGAGGGCAGCAAGGACAGCUUUGCCCUCCUGCUAGAGUUUGCAGAGGAGCACCUACAAGUGAACAAUGUUUUCAUCUGCUUCCACAAGAACCGGGAUGAUCGAGCGGCACUGCUUCGUACCUUCAGCUUUCUGGGCUUUGAGAUUGUGAGACCGGGCCACCCCCUUGUCCCUAAACGACCAGACGCAUUCUUCAUGGCCUACGCAAUCGAGAGAGACUCCUCGGAUGAGGAAUAACGGACAUCUUUGAAUCUUGAAUUCUUUCCUUUUUUUUUUUUCCCCCAAGUGUAUGAACCAGUAGAAAUUGUUAGCAUCUCCUUUUAUUCUGUUCAGUCAAUCUGUACGACAGGGUUUACGCGUGGUUUGUUCUGCUGCCUUGGGGCUUAAUUUUUUUCCUUCUGUUUUAUCUGCACUGUCAUACUUGUGUGCUUGCAUGCUUAGGCACCCUAGUGGUGACUUGAGGAUUUUAAAAUUUAACAUAAAAGAUGUUGAUAAUGUUGGACUUCUAUCAUCUUUCUGAAUUUAAGAUUUAUGACCUGCGUGUGAUUUGUGUGCAAAAUAAAUUGCUCACCCUAAAGUUCA